AUGAACCCCAUCGCUACCGACUCACACCAGACCUACUUUGGCCUGAUCAUGUGUCUCCAGGAUGCCCUUCUUAUCCUCGAAGGAAUCCGUCUUAAUGUGCUCCGGAAGGUCCAACGGCGUCUCACCGAUGUCGAACGUAAAUGUAUUGUUGCCGGCGCCAUCUAUGCCUGGAACGAGACAGAGCUGACCAUGAAGCGCUGGACCGACGGCAAGUCGUGGCUGGCGUCCAAGGUCAAGGGCCCAUUUCUCAUCUACAACGAGCUUGAUAGCCACCGCAACGUGAAAUCCGGCGGCUUGGUGAAGCAGAGCUUUUCUCUUACCACCAAGCAGGGCGAGAAAUUCCACAUGAUUGCCUACUACAACCCAGAGGACCGUUCGCAGGGUGUGCUUCCCGGCACCAUUCCUUCGCAGGACUCGACGCUUCUCAAGCUCCAUUUGGACCCAUCGGUCUACCUGUCCGACUUCUUGCACUACGGUGAGACUUCGACUGCGCAGGGCUACUACCAUGGUGUUCCUGAAUCUCAGGCUCCUCACCCUCGUCUGAGACCUCAGAGCUACAGCUAUCCUUCUAGCAGCGCUUCGUCAAUGCACAAUCCUUCCGUGACUUCGGUGUCGUCUGCUGGUGCAGGCGCCGCUCCCUCUGUCAUGUACAACUACCCUCAAUCUUACUACUGCCACCCUCUGUUGAUGCCUUACCAAUACAACACCGUGCCUCAAUCGUACCAGUACGCACCUCAGCCCCAGCAACAGGUGUACAUGCAAUUGAUGCCUGCUCCUGCCCACUCCUACGGAUACAUUGCCGACCAGGACCACAGAGGCUCCACGGCUUCACUUAUCAACGGGUUGCCCACGCCGGCCUUGUCCGCAAGCAGCACCCGCUUCUCCUUCUCCGCUGCCCCAGAGUCCGCCCAGUGCGGCGGUCUGUCGCCAGGAACCCUCCACCGUCGCUCCGAUGCGCUGCCCACGCUAUCGCAAACGCACUUGCACAACGCUCCACAUUCUCCACAAUCAAUUCCAUCGCCUAGUUUGCAGCGUGCUGGUCUGGGCUACGUGAUUGACCCCAUGGCGGCUGGUUCCGUUUACGGCACUGCAGUUAUGUGCGGGACGCAUAACUACGACAGACCAAAGUUGGGCAAGCCUUUCUACGUGUAA
This is a messenger RNA of Australozyma saopauloensis, 1152 nucleotides long. It is a transcript of the gene PTH2, whose product is annotated as Pth2p. The record is from RefSeq and is a predicted model, not a curated record. The coding region runs from base 1 to 1152 and encodes 383 amino acids. The transcript has a single exon. Gene Ontology annotation, molecular function: DNA binding. Lineage: Eukaryota; Fungi; Ascomycota; Pichiomycetes; Serinales; Metschnikowiaceae.